CUCCUGCUCACGCAACCGGUACGCGAACGCAUCUUCAGUGUGCCCUCGCUUCCCGCACGUCUACCGGCGUUCCCGUCGUACCGGCGUCCAGCCAGCAUCGCGUCGUCGCGCUUUCUCUCUCUCUCUCUCUUUUUCGUUCUUUCAUCCCGCUUGUCGGCUCGGCUGCGUUUGGCUGCGGCUGCAGCAGCGAAAUCUGACAGCUCACCGCUGCCGUUAGCCACCCGGCGCACCCGUCGUUCCGUGCCCGCACCCGUCCCUCUCCAUAACCCCUCGGAAACCGACGAGCGGUAGCGAGCCGAUCGAAAAACGCACUGUACGGUUUCCGCUUUGACGCGAUGUCGCUCACUCGUGCACUAACCGCCAUCGUCGCCUCCACGAGGAGCAGCAGCUGCAGCAGCAAUCAAGCGCUCUUACUCGGUGUCGCCUCGAAGUGGUCCUGUUCUGCUAUCAAUAAUAGCUGUGGUGGUGUCGCUGCCGUACUCCGUGCCCGACCGACGCAACAAACGCGCAACUUUGCCAGCAAGAUGAGUCUGCCCCGUUGCUUCUUCGACAUGACCGUCGACAACCAGCCGCUCGGCCGGAUCGUCAUUGAGCUCCGCCCCGACGUCGUGCCGAAGACGUCCGAGAACUUCCGCGCGCUCUGCACCGGCGAGAAGGGCUUCGGCUACAAGGGUUCGAUCUUUCACCGCGUGAUCCCGAACUUCAUGUGCCAGGGGGGCGACUUCCAGAACCACAACGGCACCGGCGGCAAAUCGAUCUACGGCAACAAGUUCGAGGACGAGAACUUCAUCCUGAAGCACACCGGCCCGGGCAUCCUGUCGAUGGCGAACGCCGGCCCGAACACGAACGGCUCGCAGUUCUUCAUCACCACCGUGAAGACGUCCUGGCUGAACGAUCGCCACGUGGUGUUCGGCAGCGUGGUCGAGGGCAUGGACGUGGUGCGAAAGAUCGAGUCCUUCGGCUCCCACUCGGGCAAACCGUCGAAGCAGAUCACCGUCGCCAACUGUGGUCAGCUGUAAAAUUCUUAUAACAUACAUAGCAGAGGGGAAGGGGCAGAGCAAGGGAGAAGGUAGGAGGAGAGAUUAGAAGCAGAGGCAGAAGCAGAGGGGCGAGAGAUAGAGCAGCCAGAGGAUAACAUUGCAUAGUUUUUCCUGUUUUUUUUUUGUAUUCAACACAAUUUCUUUUCAACAAAACGCGCGCGUACCCCUCCCCCCCCCCCAUUCCCUUCUAAUCCAUUUUGGGUUUGUUGUGCGCAGGGGGGGGAGGUGGAUGGAAAUUUCCCCACAUUUUUUUUUGUUUGGUUCCGUUUUGGCGUGUUGUGUGACAUUGAGGGGGAAGGUUAUGGGAGGUGAAUAGCAGUCUUUGCGUUCUCCCAUACCCACCCCCUUGGCGCUUGUGUACCAUCAUGUGCGCGCACUGAAUUUAGCUUCGAAAUAUUCCUUGCAGUUUGUGCUAGCCGGUCAAUGAUUCCUUUUCGUUUUUGGAAGUGCAACAACAGGCAAGAAAGCAACAAAAAAUACACAUUACUAAACGCCCAUUACGACGUACAUUCACAACAACGCUCUCACGCACACACGCUCACACACACACACACACACACACACACAUAUGUUCACACACACACACACAUGUUCACACACACACACACACACACACACACACACACACACACACACAUGUUCACACCCAACACACUCGAGCGACCAAGCAAGGAAGAGAAAGGCGCCUUGGCAACAGAAACAGAAAAGGGUUACGGAAUUAUUGCUAAUUUAAAUGGGAAGAUGCAUCUCUCCGUUGUGGGAGAGCGCUUACCCGUGCGGAUCUCUUUCCGGUCGAGGUUGGUUGAAAACCGGGGCAGAAGGGAAGGAGAGGAGGAGUGGGAUGUACAUUUCACCUUUCCCUCCGCAGAUGAUCGCAUAUCGUCAUCCUCGAACCUCGUGUUACGUAACCCCAUGCAUUUUAGCGAGCGUGUGUGUGGCGUGCGUCUGUGGGAGUGUCGCGCUAAAAAAAAACCUAUUACUACUACUACUACUACUACUACUACCUUCACUACAUUUCUUUAACAAGGACAAAAAUAAAGAGUAAUAAUGGUAAACAAGAAUUGUUAAUUUACGAA
Messenger RNA from Anopheles coluzzii, 2116 nucleotides. Its product is annotated as peptidyl-prolyl cis-trans isomerase-like. Bases 336 to 1019 code for a protein of 227 amino acids. Gene Ontology annotation, molecular function: peptidyl-prolyl cis-trans isomerase activity. Gene Ontology annotation, cellular component: intracellular membrane-bounded organelle. Gene Ontology annotation, biological process: protein folding; protein peptidyl-prolyl isomerization. Lineage: Eukaryota; Metazoa; Arthropoda; Insecta; Diptera; Culicidae. The transcript is spliced from 3 exons. The record is from RefSeq and is a predicted model, not a curated record.